AAUGUUGCUGCCGUGUGUUGUCCACUAGAGGACAGUAAACUACUGCAGACUUCCGCCCACAUGCAGAGGAAGCGAGCGGCAACCGUAGAAGAAGAAACUCCCCGUGGAGUGAAUUGAAUGAAUCGGUUGAACUCGGCUCAUAAGUCACUUGGUUUUUAUUAAAGCGAGUCUGUUUAAAGACUGCUGAAGGCUGCUGUUUGGAGUGAAAAUGUCAGGGGUACCUCCGGACACGUGGCAGCCGCCAACAGUUGCUCUGGAUACGACGAUGGGGACGAUCGUGGUGGAGCUGUACUGGAGACACGCACCAAAGACCUGUAAGAACUUCGCAGAGCUGGCCAGGAGAGGCUACUACAACAACACAAAGUUUCACCGAAUAAUCAAAGACUUCAUGGUGCAGGGCGGAGAUCCUACAGGAACAGGUCGUGGUGGUGCCUCCAUAUAUGGUAAACAGUUUGAAGAUGAGCUGAACCCAGAGCUGAAAUUCACAGGUGCUGGUAUUCUGGCGAUGGCCAACGCAGGACCAGACACAAACGGCAGCCAGUUCUUCCUCACUCUCGGACCCACUCAGUGGUUAGAUACAAAGCACAGUAUUUUUGGACGAGUGUACCAGGGGAUGGGAGUGGUGAACCGGAUCGGGAUGGUGGAGACGAACGCUCAAGAUCGGCCAGCUGAUGACAUCAAAAUCCUCCGAUGUAAUGUUCCCAAUUAAAUGUGCAGGUUUUUUAUUUUCUCACUGAAUUGUUUUUUUUUUUUAAUAAAUGUUUCUUAAAUUCAA
Molecule: messenger RNA, 775 nt
Organism: Centropristis striata (black sea bass)
Lineage: Eukaryota; Metazoa; Chordata; Actinopteri; Perciformes; Serranidae
Gene: ppil1
Product: peptidylprolyl isomerase (cyclophilin)-like 1
Exons: 4
Coding region: 209-709 (166 amino acids)
Biological process (GO): protein peptidyl-prolyl isomerization; protein folding
Cellular component (GO): catalytic step 2 spliceosome
Molecular function (GO): peptidyl-prolyl cis-trans isomerase activity
Source: RefSeq, a predicted model, not a curated record